Messenger RNA from Cordyceps fumosorosea ARSEF 2679, 1191 nucleotides. Its product is annotated as RmlC-like jelly roll fold domain containing protein. Lineage: Eukaryota; Fungi; Ascomycota; Sordariomycetes; Hypocreales; Cordycipitaceae. Bases 1 to 1191 code for a protein of 396 amino acids. The record is from RefSeq and is a predicted model, not a curated record. The transcript has a single exon.
AUGAAGUUCACCGGUGUUACCGCCCUGACCGCGCUCGCCGCCCUCGUCGCGCCGAGCUCCGGCGCCAAGUCCGGCUCCGGCGCCUGUGCCUCCGGCAACAAGACGCUCACCGUCGAGACGGCGCCCGACUUCGUCCGCCCUUACGUGCUGCCGCGCUUCCACGGCAAGGCCAUCAUGCUCACCAAGACGCAGACCAUCACCUUCUCCAUCACCGCCAACUCCUCCGGCGGCGCCUUCACCCUCGUCCAGCACAACGGCAAGGUCACCAACUGGCUCAACGCCCGCCCGCACAUCCACAAGACCUACCACGAGCACUUUUACUGCGCCCGCGGCCGCGUCGAGCUCUGGACCAAGCGCAACGGCACCUCCCCCGACCAGCAGCAGGAGGAGGCUCGCGUCGCCAGCUUCGGCGACUACGGCAACGUCCCGCCCGGCACCAUCCACACCUUUCAGCUCGUCGACCCGGACUCGCAGCUGACCCACGCCUUCCACCCGGCCGGCUUCGAGAAGCUCUUCGACGACGUAUCGUCCGGUCGCUUCUCGUCGGAGGCGCACGCGCCGUACGUGCCGGACGAGGUGGACGAGCAGCCGUACGGGCCGAUGACGCCGGAGCUGCACGAGCUGUUCGAGCCGCUCGACCUUUUCGCCGUGGAGGAGCAGCAGUACAUCCCGCGCCGCGACUUCGUCAACGGCACCGCCUCCGCCGAGGGCCUCAACUGGCACAACGGCACCAACGAGCUGCCCAAGGACAACACCAAGCCGUACUACGUGGCCAACAACUACGGGCCCAAGUUCCUCAACACCGAUUCGGGGUACAAGGUGAUCCAGCCCAUCUCCACGGUGGACAACUCGCACAACGGCAACUUCACCAUGGGCACCAUCAUCAUGUCCAAGAAGCGCGACGACGAGACCACCCCCCGCGUCACGCUGCCGCACCACCUCGGCAUCCAGAUGGACGACGGCCAGCUGGUCCUCUCCGUCAAGGGCUACAAGACCACCUACCUGCUGCAAGGCGACGUCGCCUUCAUUCCCGCCGGUACCCCCUUCAGCUACCACGCCACCGUGCCCUUCACCAAGUUCCUCUACCUCAACGCCGGCCCCAACGGUCUCGAGUACGAGCUCCUCAAGCGCAGCAUGCCUUGGGGCUUCCCCUCGUACCCUGUCGAGGCUGGCUUCAAGGCUGUACAAUAG